ACAUUAUUCCUAAGCAAAACUUUUAUAAUACUAUAUGCUAUGUAUUAUAUUUAAACGUUAUAGUACCAUAGUACUUACGUCGGUAAAGUCUUAUUGAAGUGUUUUUUUUUAUUAAAAAAAAAUAUGAUGUUUUACAGCGUUUUAUUGCUAUUUUUCAUAACAACUUUUAGUUUUUCAGAGGGCCAACAACAGCAGCAGACGCCUCAGAAAAAGGGUCGUUCCAAGUUUUCUGAAGUUAUAACGAACACGUCACAAGAAUGUCUAAAAGAAAACCGCGUUACAAUAGAACGCGUGGUGGCCGUCUAUUCGAUCUAUACCAACGACCGUGAAGCGAAAUGCUACGUGGCUUGUAUGCUGUAUAGAUUCAACGCGACAAACGAGGAUGGUGACUAUAAUGAAAAGGCGUUGCAAGUGUUGAUGAGCAGACCUAAGACCCACGAUAUAGCUGCUAACAUGAAAUCCAACAUUGAUAAAUGCAAAAUUGAGGCAAACGACAAAGACCGUUGCGAAAGAGCAGUAAAAUUUACAAGGUGUAUUUAUUCUAACAAACAAGAGAUGGGAAUAGACCACAACCAACAACAACCUGGCCAAGUACCGCCAAUGCCUCCGUUCGGUUCGUGGAUGAACGGUCACAGACCCAGAGGACCUGGUCGACGACCACCGAUGGGCCCAGGUGGGGGACCAAUAGGGCCAGUUGGUGGGCCGAUGGGAUUCAGCGGCUAUAACGGAUACGCUAGCCCCAGAAGAAUGCCGAUGAACCCAAGGGAUAUGGGCAAUCCAAUGGGAAAUGGCCAGGCAUGGUUAAAUUGAGUUCCGAUAACUUUGGAGGAUCUAGCCGUUCACUAUUUCAUAUUAUUAACUAUUAUACAGUAUUCUCUAAUAAUGACACAUAUACAUACGCUACUAAUACAUUUAUAUAUAAUAUUUCAAACGUUGAUAAUUGAA
Molecule: messenger RNA, 945 nt
Organism: Adelges cooleyi (spruce gall adelgid)
Lineage: Eukaryota; Metazoa; Arthropoda; Insecta; Hemiptera; Adelgidae
Exons: 6
Coding region: 124-810 (228 amino acids)
Biological process (GO): sensory perception of smell
Molecular function (GO): odorant binding
Source: RefSeq, a predicted model, not a curated record